UCUGCCUGAGGCCUCACCUCCACUCACACCCCAUCACCCACCACCCCCCGAAUACAGACUGCCGCUCAUCCCCCUGGCCCCCGGCCCCCUCCCCCGGGACCCCUCUCCCUCCACCUCCUGAGCUCAGGCCUCCAGCCCCGGGCCCCUCCCCCGUGCCGCCGCCCCUGCCAGCUUCCUCGGGGUCGUGGCGCUGCAAGCCGGUGGCCGUGCAGAGCGGCGAGCCUCGUCGCCUGGGGAGCGCAGACGCAGCUGCUCAGGAGGUGGGAGGUGCGGGGGGGUGGGGCCUGGGGGCCUCCGUGGAGCCCGGGGCUGGAGGGUGGCCUUGCCUAAGGGGCCGAGGGCGCCCGCACCCGGAGGAAGGUGGGGAGACGCGCGGGGGCCCUCUCCUCUGGGAGCUGGCCGAGGGGCGUCCGAGGGGCGGCGGGGGCCGGGGGCGUGGGAAGGCGGGGCCGCGGGCCGGGUGCGGGGAGCGCAGCGCCCUGGGCGGGGCGCCGCGGGCUGGGGAGGGGGCGCGCUCGCGGCGGGUCUCUGCGCCGCCUGGGUUCCCGGCGCGGGGCGGCGGCGGCGGCGGCGGGAGGCAGAAGAUGCGGGCUCCGGCGGCGGCGGCGGCGCGGGCCCGGGAGGACGCGGGAGGAUGAGGGGGAGGCCGGCGGUCCGGCCGCGCGGCGCCGGGAGGAGGCGCAGGCGGCGGGGGCGGCGGCGGGCGGCGGCGGGCGCGCGGGGUGCGGGCCGGCUCGGGCGCGGAGGAUGAAGUGGAGCGUCCGCGGGGCCUGCGCCGCGCUCUCCGCCUGCCUCCUGCUCGCCUGCGCGCUCAGCGCCGCCGCCGUCGGCCUCAAGUGCUUCUCGCUGGGCUCGGAGCUCCGCGGGGAGCCGUUCCGCCUCGGGGCGGCCGCCGGCGCCUUCUACUCGGGGCUGCUGCUGGCCGCCGGCCUCUCGCUGCUCGGCGCCGCCCUGCUCUGCUGCGGGCCGCGGGCCGCGCCUCUCGCGGGGCCGGGCCCGCGACUCGGGGUCCCCGCCGCCCCGGCCGGCGCUCCGGAGACCGCGCCGGGCGCGCCGGGGGCCGCGGCCGAGCCCGCGGGGCCGGGGACCAGCCAGAACCUGCUCCUGCUCGGCGCCCUCGUCUUCAUGCUCGGGGUCCUGAGCGCCUUCGCGGGCGCCGUGAUCGACGGCGACGCCGUGUCCCUCGUGGAGCGCAAGUACUCCCACUACUGCCUGCCCCCGCGCGCGCCCGCCUCGGCCCCGGCCCCGGGCCCCGCGGCCCCCGCCCCCGGCCCGGCCCCCGGCGCGCCGCGCGCCCGCGCCACGCCCGCCAAGUGCCGGCAGCUGAAGGACUACCAGCGCGGCCUGGUGCUCUCCACCGUCUUCAACGCGCUCGAGUGCCUGCUGGGCCUGCUCAGCCUGCUGCUGGCCAAGACCUACCGCGCGGCGCGGGCCCGGCGCGGGCGUCGCGGACGGCGGGGAGGCCGGGCCCCGGCGCGGCCCCGCGGCGGCUCGGGGCUCCGUGCGCCGCCGCCCGCUUCCUGGGUGCGGCGAGGCCGGCGGGGCCGGCGGCUGCAGCACCGCCCGAGCCAGGCUUCCAUCCUGGCCCCGGAGGAGUCGGACUUGGCCGCCCCCGGGGACUGCGCGGGCUUCGCGGCGCACCACGCUGUCUCCUACAUCGACGUGGGCGUCGUCCGCGCGGCGGACGAGGCGGGGGUGGAGGUGUGCUGCGGCGGGCACCCGUCCGUGGAGCUGCCGGGGUACGCGCCCUCGGACCCUGACCUCGACGUCUCCUACCCCUACUGCUGCCGGCCUCCCCGCGAGACGGCGCGUCCCUGGGAGCCACGACGCGCCUGCUGAACCCCGAUCCCGAACGGACUCGCGGGCGCCUCCCCAGCCACCACCAACGCGAGGCGCGCGGGGGCGGCGGGGCCGAGCCAGGUGUCGCCUCCCCCGGGCUGUGGCCGGCGCCUCUCUCCGAGUACCCCCGCCGCGAGCCCGGCCUCCAGUGUUACCGUUUCUGUGUCUGGGAGGUUUCUCUUCGCCGUGUCUGUCCGUAUCCGGAUUCCAUUUUCAAGUUUACAAUAAAUGUUCGGGGUCAGCUCGCCCCCACCGCACUUCUCUUUGGCAAGUCCCUUCCCUGGGCGAGGCUCCCAGGUCCCCGGUGCGAGCUGGCAGGGGAGGAAGACCCCCCUCGGAGCGGACAGAAGGACAACUUCCGGAACGAAAGACAGGACGCACCGCCGCCGGCAACACUUUGUACACGGAUGUGCCUGCUUUUGUCGAAACUUUCUUACUGUAAAGCUCCAUAAAUGGUGACGAUGUUUGGUAAAUUAAUUGCAAUUUAAAA
Myotis daubentonii (Daubenton's bat) is the source of this 2329-nucleotide messenger RNA. RefSeq names its product transmembrane protein 271 (gene TMEM271). The record is from RefSeq and is a predicted model, not a curated record. NCBI's taxonomy places the organism in Eukaryota, Metazoa, Chordata, Mammalia, Chiroptera, Vespertilionidae.